AUGGAUGAUCUACCUCCCCACAAGGCGACCAAGCUCAAGUGCGGCCAUCGGAUGUGCAACUCAUGCCUCAAGCGAAGCUUCAAAUUGUCCAUCACAGACCCCCAGCACAUGCCGCCCAAAUGCUGCACCGCAGACCUUAUUCCCCUCAAACACGUUGACCGCCUUUUUGACAUCAACUUCAAAAAGACAUGGAACAAGAAAUUCGUCGAGUACUCGGCCCGCAACCGUAUCUACUGCCCCAAGCGCAGCUGCGGCGAGUUCAUCCGCCCAGAAGACCUCCGCCACACCAGCGACGGCAAGAAGUAUGGGAAAUGUUCAAAGUGUGGAACCAGAGCCUGUGUGCAGUGUAGCGGGAAAUGGCACCGCGAUCGGGACUGCCCCAAGGACGAGGAGACGACGAGGCUCUUGGCCCAGGCGAAAGAGGAAGGCUGGCAGCGGUGCAUCAAAUGUAAAGUCCUGGUCGAGCUCAAGGAGGGCUGCAAUCACAUUACUUGCCUCUGUGGGGCCGAGUUCUGCUAUAUAUGCGGUGCCAAGUGGAAGACGUGCACAUGC
Cryphonectria parasitica EP155 is the source of this 552-nucleotide messenger RNA. RefSeq lists its product as uncharacterized. The transcript is spliced from 2 exons. Gene Ontology annotation, biological process: positive regulation of proteasomal ubiquitin-dependent protein catabolic process; protein polyubiquitination; ubiquitin-dependent protein catabolic process. The record is from RefSeq and is a predicted model, not a curated record. Lineage: Eukaryota; Fungi; Ascomycota; Sordariomycetes; Diaporthales; Cryphonectriaceae. Gene Ontology annotation, molecular function: zinc ion binding; ubiquitin protein ligase activity; ubiquitin conjugating enzyme binding. The annotation marks the transcript as partial. Gene Ontology annotation, cellular component: ubiquitin ligase complex; cytoplasm.